Messenger RNA from Phaedon cochleariae (mustard beetle), 1877 nucleotides. The record is from the annotation of a GenBank genome assembly. Lineage: Eukaryota; Metazoa; Arthropoda; Insecta; Coleoptera; Chrysomelidae.
GAAUUUCGAUAUUUCUGAUGAUAUUUCUCUGCAGAUUUGAUGAUUUUGAUUUUACUUUGAGUUUUGAGUUGAUUUGAGAAUUUUAUUUUAGCAAAGAAUACUGAAUAGUAGCCUCUUUAAUUUUACCGAUUUUAGUGUAAUCCAUUGGGCACGAUUUUUGCAUACAUUUGUGAUAUAUUUCUCCUUCUUGAUAUUAAGCAUCUUCAAAAUAUAUUCAAAUGGAAAAUGAAAGUAAAGAUUGUCCUGUGUUGGACACUAUAGAAUCAUUGACCAAGGAGGCAGAAUCAUUGAAAAAGAAAUUGGAAGAUGAAAGACUGAAACUGAAUGAUGUUACAUUGGCAACUGUUGCUGAACGCUUGGAUAUCAUCAAUUACAUGAAUAUUAAGCCAAGAAGAACUCUAAAAGGCCAUCAAGCAAAGGUUUUAUGUUCUGAUUGGUCUCCAGAUAAAAGACAUAUUGUAUCAUCUUCUCAGGAUGGUAAAAUGAUAAUUUGGGACGCUUUCACAACUAACAAGGAGCACGCCGUUACAAUGCCAACAACUUGGGUGAUGGCAUGUGCUUAUGCACCUUCAGGGAAUUUGGUGGCUUGCGGUGGUUUGGAUAACAAAGUCACUGUCUACCCACUGAGUUUAGACGAGGAUGUAACCCUCAAAAAGAAAACUGUGGGAACUCACACGAGCUACAUGAGUUGUUGUCUUUUCCCCAAUUCUGACCAACAGAUCCUAACAGGUAGUGGAGAUUCUACAUGUGCUCUCUGGGAUGUCGAAUCUGGUCAGUUGCUCCAGAGCUUCCAUGGACAUUCAGCAGAUGUCAUGGCCAUUGACUUGGCCCCUUCAGAAACUGGCAACACAUUUGUGUCUGGAAGUUGUGAUAAAAUGGUUCUUAUAUGGGAUAUGAGAAGUGGUCAAUGUGUACAGUCGUUUGAGGGACAUGAAUCAGAUGUUAACAGUGUGAAAUUCCAUCCAAGUGGUGAUGCAGUUGCAACCGGAAGUGAUGAUGCAACUUGUCGGUUGUUUGAUCUGAGAGCAGACAAGGAAAUUGCAAUUUAUAGCAAAGAGAGCAUCAUAUUUGGUGCAAAUUCCGUAGAUUUUUCAGUGUCAGGUCGAUUACUUUUUGCUGGGUAUAAUGACUAUACUGUUAACGUUUGGGAUACUCUUAAGUGUGUCCGAGUUUGUCUCUUGUAUGGACAUGAAAAUAGAGUUUCCUGCCUUCAAGUGUCACCUGAUGGAACUGCACUAUCUACUGGUUCUUGGGACUACACACUUAGGGUCUGGGCUUGAAUUUUGUAGAUGAAAUAUAGCAUACUAUCUCGAUGUAUGUAGAGAAGGUCAAGCGUUAAUUGUGUAUGAAAAAACUACCUUGAGUGGAAAAUGUGCGAUAAGUAUGAAACUAUAAUAUCGCCAAAUUGCAGUUGAUUUACAGUGUUGAAACAAAACUGCCCUUCCUGGAAUUAUGUGGCCGGGAUGAAUAUACUUAAUGUAUAAUGAAUGUUGUCUAGAGAUAUUAUAUUAUAUGUACGCAAUAUGUCCCGCUUUUCAUGAAUACACACUAAUAUCUCAUUUCUUUGAAAUGUUUAUGGUGAUUGUAUGUCAAAAACAUGAAUUAUUUCAUCAGAUUUAGAAGAAAAAAAAUGUUGAUUUCAAAAUCACUUUUUAACUUUUUAUAUAUUUAAUCAUAUUGCAUUUCAAACACCUCCUUAGCGUUUCGUUGAAUUCAUUCUCGCCUUAUCCUUAUACCCUAACCCCGAACAAGUUUCGACUUCUUGGGAGUUGGUUUCCAACUUCGAAGUAGCAAUUUAUGUACAAUUGUUCAAUAAGUACACCUAAAAUAAUUAGUUUUUUUUUUAAUUUUGGUAAGGUACGCGCGUUCUCCCAGUA